This is a messenger RNA of Trichogramma pretiosum, 965 nucleotides long. Its product is annotated as deoxycytidylate deaminase. The coding region runs from base 179 to 829 and encodes 216 amino acids. Gene Ontology annotation, molecular function: zinc ion binding; dCMP deaminase activity. Lineage: Eukaryota; Metazoa; Arthropoda; Insecta; Hymenoptera; Trichogrammatidae. Gene Ontology annotation, cellular component: cytoplasm. The record is from RefSeq and is a predicted model, not a curated record. Gene Ontology annotation, biological process: dUMP biosynthetic process; dTMP biosynthetic process. The transcript has 4 exons.
UGUAACAUGUCAACAGAUGUGCCCGCGUGUUCGGGAAACGAGUGGCUACUGCUUUCGGACUGCCGAACGCGAUUAAAAAAGUAUUUUUAGAAAUAUCUACCCGGCUAUCUUUUGUAGCAGCGAUAUUCUUUUUAGUUUACGUGCAAUUAGUCUCUUUAUAUUAUUUGAAUAAUCAGUUAUGGAGGAAUUAAGUCUCGAUCAACUGAAAAUUAGCAAAAGCAAUGGUUGUCUUAGCCCAAAGUCAAGGGAUACAAGUACAAAAAGAUCUGAUUACCUAAACUGGGAAGAUUAUUUUAUGGCUGUUGCUUUUCUUGCUGCUAUGCGCAGUAAAGAUCCAGUCACUCAAGUAGGAGCUUGCAUUGUAAAUGAGGAUAAAAAGAUAGUCGGUGUUGGAUAUAAUGGUAUGCCUGUAGGCUGCAGCGAUGAAGAAUUUUCUUGGUCUAAAAACACAAAUAAUGGAUCUGAUUCAAAACAUCUUUAUGUUUGUCACGCUGAAUUGAAUGCUAUUGUCAAUAAAAACUCAGAAAGUAUUAAAAAUUGCACUAUUUAUGUGGGAUUGUUUCCAUGCAACGAGUGCGCAAAGGUGAUAAUUCAAUCUGGAAUUAAAAAAGUCAUGUAUUUAUCAGACAAACAUGCUUAUAAGGUGUCAACUAUAGCUGCAAAAAAGAUGUUUGAUGCAGCUGGAGUCAAUUACUGUCAAUAUUUCCCAAAACACAAGAAGAUAGUUAUUGAUUUUGAAGAAAUUAACUGGAAUGAAAUGUCACAGCUACCCUCAACACCUUUAAAAUCAAAUGUAUCAAAUGGACAUGUAUCAAACGGACGAACAUGAAAUGGACAUGCAUCAAAUGGACAUGUAUCAAAUUGACAUGUAUGAUUAUCAUCAUAGUGAAUUACCAAAAUUUCUUGCAUAAUGACUAUUAUUUGUAUUUAUAAAUACAGUUGUUGAUAUUUUUUUAUAUAUAAUU